Molecule: messenger RNA, 2454 nt
Organism: Striga asiatica
Lineage: Eukaryota; Viridiplantae; Streptophyta; Magnoliopsida; Lamiales; Orobanchaceae
Source: the annotation of a GenBank genome assembly
AUGGGCUCUGCGAGAUCGCCAUCACCACCGCCUUCCUCGGCCGGCUUGGUGAGUUGCCGCUCGUCGGAGGCACCCUCGGGUUCACCUUCGCUAAUGUCACCGGAUUUUCCGUGUUCAACAAUAGAGGAACCUCCUUCUGCCAUGGCUACCGCCGCCUCCAAGCUUUGCUCCACCACCCUCCUCACCUCCUCCGCUUCCUCAUCAGCUCCCUCAACCGCCGGUCAACCUCCUCCACCGCCACAAAUUAACCCAUCCUCCGCCAUCUCCAUUCUCAGCGGGACUUCCUCCACCAACACCGCCCGAUUCAGCUUUUGCUCCGUGUAUAGCGGCCACAACAACAUCGGCACGCCAGCCCUCACCGCCACCUAUCUUGUAGUCGGUGGAUUCCCGAUCGAGCAGCACCGCCACCACGUCGGACGGCGGGAAUGGCAGCAGGCCCGAGAAAUUGAGGAGCGUGUCCCUCAUGUCCUUGAAGCUCACGGCGGUCGCGCCUCCAUUUUUAAUGGAGGUCGUCGUCUUGAGGAAGAACGCCGUGGCAGAGAUGAAGCCGAGGACGCGGUGGACGUGGGGGUUGCUGAGGCGGAGGCCGUGCAACAACAAGAAGCCGACCAUUUUUUUACAUACAACAGAAAUCGAAAGAGAAGUCCACAGUCACCUGUUCGAAAAUUUCCUUGCUCCACGAUGAGGUUUUUAAGAUACAAGUUCUUGGGUGCAUGUGCGUUUUCUUCGUCGUCCUCGCCAAUUACCAAUAAUAAUGAUGAAUCCCCUGGACUCUCUUUCAUUCACAGUGAUGCAUCUCAGCCUCCUCUUCUUUCGGAUUGUUUAAGGCCCACGAGCCAUUUCAUUACUCUUACUCUUUUCAAACUUGUACUCUUGCAUCUGAUUGACUUUGUUCUGCCUCAUUUCUCAAAAGGAGGAAUAGUAGCACUGUGGAAGUUUGAUGCCCUUCAUAUUGGUCAUAGAGAGCUUGCAAUUCAAGCUGCAAAGAUUGGAGUUCCAUUUCUAUUGUCCUUCGUUGGAAUGGCUGAAAUACUUGGGUGGGAACCCAGGCCUCCUGUAGUUGCCAAAUGUGAUCGGAAGCGAAUUCUCUCAUCUUGGGCUCCACUAUGUCCUAACAUUACACCCAAGGAAUUUCACAUUCAGUUCUCCAAAGUUCGAUAUCUUUCUCCAUGCCAGUUUGUUGAGAAAUUAUCAGACGAGCUUGGAGUUGGUGGGGUUGUUGCAGGUCAGCACUACCGUUUUGGGUAUAAAGCUGCUGCCGACUCGUCUGAUUUGGUGCGAUUGUGCGAUGAAUAUGGCAUGAAAGCCUCUAUAGUAGAUUCUGUCAUGGAUAAAAAGCAAGAGUUUUUCAAGGAGAUUGGUCGUCAUCAUAACGGAACAAUUAAUGAGCAAGGCCAAGUAUCAUCCACUCGAGUUCGGCUCGCGCUUGCCGAUGGCGACAUGAAUUACGUGUCACAAUUACUGGGGCGCAAUCAUCGCCUUAUGAUGAUGGUUAAGAAGGAGGAAAAUGUUUUACGAGAUGGGAAAAAGUUGUCCGCUUGUAGGUCGUGUUUGUUGAAUCUUCCACCCAAAGAAGGUUUUUAUAAUAAUUGUUCUCUAGUGAUUGGGGAAAACGAGAGUGUCGUGCCAUGCAGAGACACUAUCACUGGAUUUUUGCUCGCUGGAGUUGGUAAUGUUGAUUUGAGGAGGAAAACAAAUUACCUCAUUGUCGACUCAAAAUCCACGGUGAAUCAGAUUGAAGAUGCCUUCAAAGAAUUCACAACAAGAGAAGACAUUGCAGUCUUGCUCAUCAGCCAAUUUGUUGCAAAUAUGAUACGGUUUCUUGUCGAUAACUAUAACAAGCCAAUCCCUGCAAUCUUGGAGAUCCCAUCAAAGGACCAUCCUUAUGAUCCUGCACACGACUCUGUUCUUUCGAGGGUGAAGUACCUUUUUUCGACAGAAUCGGUAGCUUCCGGAAGGCUUUUCCCUACAUUCAAUCUAUCAAAGAAGUGCAGUGCACCCAAUCAAAGAUUAACUUCUCCGGCGAAGGAUGCUCGGGAUUUCAUAUGGAGAACUCUUCCUCAUCUUAGGAGCUGCGGCUGCUCUCAUCGGUACCGCUUUCAGUAUUUUUUCUACAAAUGUGAUCUCGUUGCUUGUUUGCGCCAUUUUGUUUUUGGAUUUCGUGUUCGUAUUCUAGGUCCAAAGGAUCUUCCUGUUAUAGCUAGAACAGCUGGGAGAUUAGCUGGUCGAGCAAUUGGAUAUGUUCAGGUGACGCGUGGCCAAUUCGAAAGCGUUAUGCAGCAAUCUCAAGCUCGCCAGGUUCAUAAAGAACUGCAAGACACAAUGGCCCAAUUAGAAGCCAUACGUCAUGAAAUUCGGUCCAUUUCGUUCAUGAAUCCUGGUCCUUUGACAACAAGGCUAGUCGAUAACAUUGCUGGACAACCUCCCGUAACGAAUGGUAUCUAUCUUUGUUAA